UGAUUGUCAUGGUGACAAUAUUAACCAUCAACACAGCAUCCUGUAUCAUAUUUGCUGAGGGCUUUACCAUCUGGGCUGCACCAUGGUCUGUCAACACUAGCUUAGGGGUUCUGACUUGCUGGACAGAGCUGUCUCCCACAGGCAAACUGAGUGCCCACUCCAGGCAGACCUUGACAACAGCAAUGAAGCCUGCUGAGCCACGGCUAGAAGAACCAGGGAACUCCAGGGAGCACAGCGUGGAGCCAUCUUCAGAGCAAAAGUCGGAGCAGCAGUCGGAACCCACUGUCGCAUUCCUGUUCACACUCCUGAACACCCCUGAGCCCAAAGAUGCUGAAUCAGACACGGAGGCACUGGAGAGACAGUUCCUGGGUCGGGAUGACUGGGGCCCUAAGCGGACUUCAGAGGAGAUGCAGAAUUUGCAGAGAGACUGCAAGAGGCUUCAGGAGGCCCUGAACUGUAACCAGAGGGACAACCUGGCCCUUGAAGAGAAGCUAGAAAACCUGGCUAUCUCAUUGUACGAGAACCUAGAGGAAAGUCUGGUCACUUCAAAGGACCCUAGAGUCACCCAGGAGAUAGCUAAUGUCUCCCAAGAGGAAGUAGAGGGCACCCAGGAGAAAUCAGAAGACACCGAGAAGGAAGCCUUCACUCUUAGGCGUCUGAGGAGAGAUUCUGCCCCGCGCUACUCCCUUGGGCAGCCCACGCCACAGCCGUCAGCCAUGGCCAGGCCUGAGACCAGAGAACGGAUACCUCCUCGGGAGGCUGCUCCAUCAGUCAGCCCCCUCUUUAAGCCCCAGCAAUAA
This is a messenger RNA of Peromyscus eremicus (cactus mouse), 800 nucleotides long. RefSeq lists its product as uncharacterized. Bases 9 to 800 code for a protein of 263 amino acids. Lineage: Eukaryota; Metazoa; Chordata; Mammalia; Rodentia; Cricetidae. The transcript is spliced from 6 exons. The record is from RefSeq and is a predicted model, not a curated record.